Molecule: messenger RNA, 2102 nt
Organism: Salvia hispanica
Lineage: Eukaryota; Viridiplantae; Streptophyta; Magnoliopsida; Lamiales; Lamiaceae
Product: transcription factor GAMYB-like
Source: RefSeq, a predicted model, not a curated record
AUCUCUUUCUCCAUUUUAGCUUAGAUAAUUAUAUUCUCUCGUCUCUCUCUGAUACGGAGUAUAUAUUUUUAUUUUUAUUUUUAUUUUUUUGAAUUAUAUUUAUAUUUUCAAAUUUUCACAUCGUAUCAGCUUUAUUCCUCUCUCUUUGAUUUUUCUCGCACACAUUUUCUCUCUCUCCAUCUAUUUUAAUGAACAAGUGGAUCUGGUGUUUGUUUUAAUCAAUUCUUGACUAGGGUUCUGGGGAUUCUUAAAUAUUGUUAAUUUCAAUUCUCCCAUUGUAACGAUUCUGAUUUUGUCUGACCUUCAACAAAGAUUUCAGCUGGAAACACAAAUGAAAAAAAAUCGAGUCUUGGAUUCUACGAUAUAAGACACUGGAUUUUCAUCUGGAAAGAUUUAAUUUGCAGAGGUCGCUGGAUCCAGGAGACGACAAUGUCGUGUGAAAGUGACGAGAGGAAUUCCAACAGUGGCACAGAUCCCCCGCCUGUUGACGAUGGUAUUGAAGGGAAUGUCGGUGGGAAUGGCCCACUUAAAAAAGGUCCUUGGACUACUGCAGAAGAUGCAAUCUUAAUUGAAUAUGUUACAAAACAUGGAGAGGGAAACUGGAAUGCAGUUCAGAAACACUCAGGUCUUGCCCGCUGUGGAAAGAGUUGUCGUUUGAGGUGGGCGAAUCACCUCAGACCAGAUCUUAAGAAAGGUUCAUUUACAGCCGAGGAGGAGAGUCUCAUAAUUAAACUCCAUGCCAAUAUGGGAAACAAAUGGGCUCGAAUGGCUACUGAGUUGCCUGGCCGCACAGACAAUGAGAUUAAGAAUUACUGGAACACCAGAAUCAAAAGAAGACAACGUGCUGGCCUACCACCUGAUAUCUGUGUGAAGUCGUUGAACGAUAACCUGCAAAGUGACGAUACGAGUAAUUUAUCAUCUGGUAAUCUGCAUCAUCCAGAACUCAAGUCAAUUCACAUUCCACGAGUGGAAUUUAAGAAUUUUGACGCACAGGGCCUUCUUGAUUUUCCUGCUAAUAACUGGCUUGAUAUUUCCGCAAGUAGCCUGCUUACUCAGGGUCCAAACUCUCCAUACGAUAACAAGUCCUUGCUCCCAGCAGUUCAUCCAUCCAAGCGUUUUCGAUGGUCCGAACCAGUGUUCAAUGGCUUAAAUGCUCCUACCUGUAAUGUUUUCCCUGGUGGGAAUCAGUACCAUAUUGAUAAUUCUACACAAAUUGGUAAAUCUUCGGUGUUCUCUGCAUAUGAUCAUAAUCCUGUAACUUACCAUGCAAGAGCUUCGAGUUUACCUAACGGCAGCCAUGCCGUCUCAAAUGGCCACUCUUCUUCAGAGCCUUCUCGGGCAAUGAAGCAGGAGCUCCCUUCACUCCAAACUCAGAUGGGUACUUGGGCCUCACCCUCACCCUCUUCUCCUUUGCCUUCCGUUGAUACCUUACACCAAACGCCUCCAAAUGAGCAGAAUAGCGGUCUAUUAGAAGCAGUAAUCAAUGAAUCAGACGCUAUAAGAAACUCCAAGAGCAACAGUGCUCUGCACACUCCACAUGAUUCCACUAUUAUGGAUGACUCAGAAUAUACUCUCCACGAGUUGGAAUGGGAAGCAUAUGAAGAACAAAACUCUUCUUUAGGUCAUUCUUCCUCAUCGGUGUUCAGUGAAAACUCGUUCGAUGAGCCCUUUUCCAUGGGUUUUCCAGUUAACGAAGAAGCAAUGAACGGGGCUCGAAUGCCAUAUGCUAAUAAUGUUGAGACAAGAAACCAGAUGAUUUUUUCCAGACGGGAUUUCUCAGUUGCCUCAAACUGCUUGGGCGCAGUGGAACACAAGCUAAAAGAUGCAGCAAUAUUUCUUGGUGGCGAUUUGAGCAGAGAAAGCAAAGCAGUCGAUGCAGUGGAAACUUCAUCUACUCCAGGCUACAUUGAUCAUGAUUUCGGUACUUGGAACAUUGUGCCUAACAUCUAGUCCACUGGUUUGCAUUCGAGAAAACUCAAAUUUUCAAUAGCCUCUGGAUAUGUCUUCUAUUUUCUAUUUCUGUGGAACAACUUUCUGGCCUUAAUAUUGGGGGCAGAAAUGGCUUAUUUUUCAAGAACAAUUCUAUGAUGCUUGGCCAUUGA